Molecule: messenger RNA, 5206 nt
Organism: Eubalaena glacialis (North Atlantic right whale)
Lineage: Eukaryota; Metazoa; Chordata; Mammalia; Artiodactyla; Balaenidae
Gene: ZNF644
Product: zinc finger protein 644
Exons: 7
Coding region: 122-4231 (1369 amino acids)
Biological process (GO): regulation of transcription by RNA polymerase II
Cellular component (GO): nucleus
Molecular function (GO): DNA-binding transcription factor activity, RNA polymerase II-specific; RNA polymerase II cis-regulatory region sequence-specific DNA binding
Source: RefSeq, a predicted model, not a curated record
UGCACUGUUUCUGCUGCACCCGUUGGUGUAAUUGGCCCAGGCGCUCCACCAGCGCGAAGCCGCCGGAGAGCUCCUCGCUGGCCGCCCCCGCGGCCCGCAGCUCGGUUUGAUUUAAUUUCGAAUGAGAUUGUUCUUGCAACGAGAUGUUAAUAAGACAAAAUCAAGACUAAAUGUGUUAAAUGGGCUUGCCAACAAUAUGGAUGACUUGAAGAUAAACACCGAUAUUACUGGUGCUAAAGAAGAACUCCUAGAUGACGACAGUUUUAUCUCAGACAAAGAGAGUGGAGUUCAUAAACCAAAAGAUUGUCAAACAUCAUUUCAGAAAAACAAUACAUUCACUCUGCCUGAAGAACUGUCAAAGGACAAAUCUGAAAAAGCCUUAAGUGGAGGCCAGUCUACUCUAUUUAUACAUGCUGGUGCUCCUACUGUUUCUAGUGAAAACUUUAUCUUGCCUAAAGGAGCUGCUGUUAAUGGACCAGUUUCACACUCCUCCUUAACUAAGACUUCCAAUAUGAAUAAAAGCAGUGUUUCAUUAACCACUGGACAGCCUGUGGAUCAGCCAACGACAGAAUCUUGUUCAACUUUGAAGGUGGCAGCUGAUCUUCAGCUCUCUACACCACAGAAAGCAAGUCAACACCAAGUUUUAUUUUUGUUAUCAGAUGUAGCACAUGCUAAGAAUCCAACCCAUUCCAUUAAAAAACUACCUACCUCUGCUUCAAUUGGUUGUGACAUUCAGAAUUCAGUAGGGAGUAGUAUAAAGUCAGAUAGCACUUUAAUAAAUCAAGUAGAGGUGGGUGAGGAUAGUGAAGAUUUAUUGGUAAAAGAUGAUUGUGUCAGUACAUUAACAGGAAUUUCCUCAGGUACAGAUGAAUUUAGGUCAGAAAAUGAUACAAACUGGGAUCCCCAAAAAGAGUUCAUUCAGUUUCUUAUGACAAAUGAAGACACAGUGGAUAAAGCUCCAGUUCACUCUAAAGUAGGUCUAGAAAAAAAGAGAAAGCGAAAAAUGGAUGUAAGCAAGAUAACUCGUUAUACUGAGGAUUGCUUUAAUGAUUCUAACUGUGUACCCAAUAAAUCAAAAAUGCUAGAAGUAGACUUUAUGGAACAGAAUGAAGAACUGCAAGCAAUGGACUCACAGAAAUAUGCAUUAUCAAAAGUGAAACCUGAAUCAACCGAUGAAGACUUGGAAUCUGUGGAUACUUUUCAACAUCUAAUUUAUAACCCAGAUAAGUGCGGAGAAGACGGUUCACCUGUUCAUACUGGCACUUUUCUUUCAAAUACCUUAAAAAAGAAAUGUGAAGAAAGUGAUUCCGAGUCACCUGCUACUUUCAGCACCGAAGAGCCAUCAUUCUACCCCUGUACAAAGUGCAAUGUGAAUUUUAGGGAGAAAAAGCAUCUCCACAGGCAUAUGAUGUAUCAUUUAGAUGGGAAUAGUCACUUUCGACAUCUCAACGUCCCAAGGCCAUAUGCUUGUAGAGAAUGUGGACGAACAUUUCGAGAUCGGAACUCGCUACUAAAGCAUAUGAUUAUUCACCAAGAAAGAAGACAGAAAUUGAUGGAGGAAAUUCGUGAAUUGAAAGAACUUCAGGAUGAAGGAAGAAGUGCACGAUUACAAUGCCCUCAGUGUGUGUUUGGUACCAAUUGCCCUAAAACAUUUGUGCAACAUGCUAAAACCCAUGAAAAAGAUAAAAGGUACUACUGCUGUGAAGAGUGUAACUUUAUGGCAGUGACAGAAAAUGAAUUGGAAUGCCAUCGAGGAAUUGCCCAUGGAGCAGUGGUAAAAUGCCCUAUUGUCAGUUCUGAUGUAGCCCAGAGAAAAACGCAAAAAAAGACUUUCAUGAAGGACCCCGUUAUAGGAUCAUCCAAAAAAUCAGCUACCUAUAUAUGUAAGAUGUGUCCUUUUACUACUUCAGCCAGGAGUAUUUUAAAAAAACACAUGGAGUACUUGCACUCAUCAUCAUGCAUUGAUUCAUUUGGCAGUCCUCUUGGACUUGAUAAAAGAAAAAGCGACAUAAUCGAAGAACCUAUAGAUACUGAUAGUCCUAAACCAUUAACUAAACAACAGUCAACAACAUUUCCAAAGAACUCUGCUUUAAAACAAGAUGUAAAGCGAACAUUUGGAUCAUCCUCACAAUCAAGUAAUUUUUCAAAAUUCCAUAAGCGGCCACACAGAAUACAAAAAGCUCGGAAAAGCAUUGCCCAGUCAGGUGUAAAUGUGUGCAAUCAAAACAAUUCUCCUCACAAGACUGUUAUGAUUAAAAGCAGCAUUGACCAAAAACCUAAGUAUUUCCAUCAGGCAGCAAAAGAAAAAUCUAAUGCCAGGGCAAAUAGCAACUAUUUAUAUAGACAUAAAUAUGAAAACUACAGGAUGAUCAAAAAAUCAGGUGAAUCAUAUCCUCUGCAUUUCAAAAAAGAGGAAUCUAGUUCGUUAAAUUCUUUACAUCUGUUUUCAUCAUCAAGCAAUUCUCACAACAAUAGUUUUAUUUCAGACCCUCAUAACUCUGAUACCAAAAGGCCAGAAAGCUUCAGAGACCACAGGCGUGUAGCUGUAAAGAGAGUAGUUAAGGAAUCUAAGAAACAAAGUUCUGUUGGAGGAGAAGACUUGGAUAGCUAUCCAGAUUUCUUGCAUAAAAUGACCGUUGUUGUUCUGCAAAAACUUAAUUCUGCUGAAAAGAAAGAUAGCUAUGAAACAGAAGAUGAAAGUUCCUGGGACAAUGUUGAGCUAGGUGACUACACUACACAGACUAUAGAAGAUGAAACCUAUAAUGAUAUUAAUCAAGAACAUGUAAACCUAUUCCCUCUAUUUAAAAGCAAGGUGGAAGGUCAAGAGCCUGGAGAAAAUGCUACACUUAGUUAUGAUCAAAACGAUGGCUUUUAUUUUGAAUAUUAUGAAGAUGCUGGAACUAAUAACUUUUUGCAUGAGAUACAUGAUCCUCAGCAUUUAGAAAAUGCAGAAACUUCAUUGUCAAAGCAUAGUUCUGUUUUUCACUGGACUGAUUUGUCUCUUGAGAAGAAAUCGUGUCCUUACUGCCCAGCAACAUUUGAAACAGGCGUUGGGUUGUCAAAUCAUGUCCGGGGACAUCUUCACAGAGCAGGAUUAAGCUAUGAAGCCCGUCAUGUUGUAUCACCAGAACAAAUAGCCACAAGUGACAAAAUGCAACAUUUCAAAAGAACUGGCACAGGAACACCUGUUAAGCGAGUUAGAAAAGCUAUAGAGAAGUCUGAAACCACUUCUGAACACACUUGUCAGCUCUGUGGUGGUUGGUUUGAUACUAAAAUUGGAUUAUCAAAUCAUGUUAGAGGCCACCUGAAAAGACUUGGAAAGACCAAGUGGGAUGCUCACAAAUCUCCAAUCUGUGUUCUGAAUGAGAUGAUGCAAAAUGAAGAAAAAUAUGAAAAAAUCUUAAAGGCAUUGAACAGUCGUCGUAUUAUUCCUAGACCAUUUGUAGCUCAAAAACUUGCAUCAAGUGAUGACUUUCUAUCUCAAAAUGUUAUACCUCUUGAAGCAUACCGUAAUGGCCUAAAGACUGAAGCUUUAUCAGUGUCUGCAUCAGAGGAAGAAGGGCUGAGUUUCUUAAAUGAAUAUGAUGAAACAAAGCCAGAACUGCCUAGUGGAAAAAAGAAUCAGUCUCUUACACUGAUAGAACUGCUUAAAAAUAAAAGGAUGGGAGAAGAAAAGAAUUCUUCUAUUUCUCCUCAAAAGAUCCAUAAUCAAACUGCAAGAAAGAGAUUUGUUCAGAAAUGUGUUCUUCCACUAAAUGAAGAUAGUCCAUUGAUGUAUCAGCCACAAAAAAUGGACUUCACUAUGCACUCAGGUAUGCCUGUGAAGCUUAGAACAUGUGUGCAUUGCAAUACGACGUUUACAAGUGCUGUUAGCCUGUCCAACCACUUACGCGCUUAUGCACGAAAGAAGAGUGCUGGACUUUUGACUGGUACAGCUUUAGAUUGUAAACAAAAGAAAUCAAGGUCAAGAUCCGGAAGCAAGAAGAAAAUGCUAACAUUACCUCAUGGUGCUGACGAGGUUUACAUUCUCCGAUGCAGGUUUUGUGGCCUAGUCUUUCGUGGACCAUUGUCUGUUCAGGAAGACUGGAUUAAGCACUUACAACGACACAUUGUAAACGCUAAUCUUCCACGGACUGGAGCUGGCAUGGUGGAAGUCACAUCACUACUCAAAAAGCCUGCCUCCAUUACAGAAACUUCAUUUUCUCUACUAAUGGCAGAAGCAGCUUCAUAGAACAAGAAAACCUUUUAAAUAGCAGAUUUGAAUUGGAUGUAAAUUUGAAAUUCUUUGUCUUUUUUUUAAAGCCACAUUAAAUUAUCCGUUUAUAAGUACUAAAGCAGGAAAAUGGGGAAAAGUGAAUGACAGUGACAUCAGAGCAAAUUGAGUGCUUCAAACAGUAAGUAGUCUCUAUAUUUUGUAUAGGAUGGGAGAUGUGUUUCUGAGGUUUACUACGUCUUGUCAGUUAACUGUGUUCACUCAAUGAUAGAUCAGUACACGUAAGCAGUCAUUAAUAAACUGUUGCACAUGGAUACUUAAAGACAGACUUAUUGGAAAAUUAUGUUUUCUGCAGUGUUAGCAGAAUCAAGGUUCUGUUUAUUCCCCACAAGACUUGCAUUGAAAAUUAAGAUAUUAUAUUUUGUUUGUAUAUAUUUAGUGUUUUGUAUAAUACCAGGAACCGCUAACUAAAUUUACUCAACUUAGGGCAUUAAAUAUCAUGUACUUCAUAGUUUGAGACUGUUCACUCAAAUAGGGCAGAGUACUAUUCUAUCUAGAUGUGUAAGUGUUUUUUUUAAAAUCACAUGGAACGGUUUUUUUUAUACUAAAAAGUGGAGGGAGAUUUGUUUAAACAAGUAUUUCUAAAAGAAAUAUGUACAUAGUCCUGGAAAUUAUUCGUGGUAAGGAAAUAUUCUUUACUCCAGUUGCAUUUCUCAGACAAUAAAGUGGUGCAUCCAUGCUACCUCCUACUUUGUCAACAAAGAUGCUAUUUACCCUUUACAUUUUUGUAUCAUAAUAGAUUUUAAAAAUCUAAUGUUCUUUAUUGCAAGACAUCCUUUUGUUAACAGAUUUGUUUCUUUUUAAUGUUUUACCUAAAAUUUGACAUGCUUACAGGACAGGUUUGCCUCUUACUUUAUUUAACAUUGUAGAAAUGUAAUUAAUAAACAAUGCUCACUACACAGUUUAGAAUAGGCUUUCUCAUUUAUAUUCUCC